Messenger RNA from Cordyceps fumosorosea ARSEF 2679, 549 nucleotides. Its product is annotated as Acyl-CoA N-acyltransferase. Gene Ontology annotation, biological process: N-terminal peptidyl-methionine acetylation. NCBI's taxonomy places the organism in Eukaryota, Fungi, Ascomycota, Sordariomycetes, Hypocreales, Cordycipitaceae. The transcript has 2 exons. The record is from RefSeq and is a predicted model, not a curated record. Bases 1 to 549 code for a protein of 182 amino acids. Gene Ontology annotation, cellular component: NatC complex. Gene Ontology annotation, molecular function: protein-N-terminal amino-acid acetyltransferase activity.
AUGGACACGGCACUCGCGAAAGCGCCUCCCGUGCAGCUCAGCUACGUCCAGUAUGAGCACAAAUUCGAAGCCCAGUACCUCCCCGCCAUCCGCUCCCUCAUCUCCAAGGACCUGAGUGAGCCCUACAGCAUCUACGUCUACCGCUAUUUCCUCUGCCAGUGGGCGCACCUAUGCUUCAUGGCGCUCAAUCCGCAGGACGGCUCUCUCAUUGGCGUCAUCAUCUGCAAGCUCGAGGUCCACGCCUCCCGCUCAACUCCCACGCGGCGCGGCUACAUCGCCAUGUUGGCGGUCGCUGCCCCGCACAGGGGACGCGGGGUGGCCAUCGCGCUGGUCAAGCGCGCCAUCGAUGCCAUGGUCAGCCGGCAUGCCGACGAGAUUGUGCUCGAGACGGAGGAGACCAACGUGCCGGCCAUGCGCCUCUACGAGCAGCUCGGCUUCCUGCGGACGAAAAAGCUGCACCGGUACUACCUCAACGGGAACAGUGCGUACCGGCUGGUGCUGCCUCUGAGAGCCGUGGACCCAGACCAGACGCUUGUCGAGGAUCUCUAG